CAACGUUAAAAUAUGAAUUCCCAAUUGCACUUUUUCGCUCGGGCGUUCUAUAGAUCGACAUUGCGUGGAACGUCGCAACAGGCAGCAAGGCAGACACGAUUUGCCCAGUAUGUGUGCAGAAGCUGUCAAAGUAAAUUUUCAACGACCGCGAUAAGACGAGCUUUUGGAUUAUCCAAAAAGGACGCUCAGAAUGCCGCUGAGGUAGCCGAUCGAGCUGGAAGCAAAAAAUAUCCUUCUCGGCUCGUCAUAUAUGAUGCUGGCGACAUACGCACAUCAUUUGUGUCCUUCUGGAAAGCGACAGCCCUCUUUCAAUUCGGCGUGGUGGGCGUCUUUAUUGCUCCCGUUCUUUACAGGAAUGAGAAUCAGCCUGACCCAAAUGUUCGCCUGAUGCAAGCUAUCGGAGUCGGCAUUCUGGGUGUUGUUCCAAUGGCAAUGAUGUCCUACCUUACAUCACCGUUUGUCAAACGCAUUGCCAUCGACAUCCCAGCCUACGCCCAAAUCUCAAGGCCCAAUCUUCAGCGCUUUGCGAGUACAAUUCAACCGAACGCUCGUCUCGAGUUCACCACGUUGCGUGCAUUUCCUUUCCAACGAACCUCCACGGUUCUUUUGCACGAGCUACGCGCUCUUCCUUCUCAGAUGUUCCGAUUCGCCAACCUUGAGCGCGUAAAGACUGAAGCGAGCAUCAAGAGGUGGAAAGGAAUGCCGUGGUACAGUAAGUUUAUGGAGAUCAUCAAUGAGCCAAGAUGGAAGUUCUACGUGAAAGAGGGUCGCCAGUACACGAUGAAGACUGGGGUACCAGGUGUUUGGGAAGAAAUAGCCCAGACUAUUCAACGACAGUCCCUCAAGGAGCAAGUGGGUAAGGGCAGCGCGAAGCCGGCGAAUACCUUGGCCAAACUGGUCAAUGAGCCCAAGGUUAGACCCGUCAGGAGGCAGACAGCUAGAUCGGCAAGGUAGAACUGAGGAGACGAUGUUUAACAUCAAACUUGGUAAAUGCAAUGUUUGUUGUGCCUGUGUUGUAUAAAAUGUGUAUAGAGGAAUGCCUUUGUAAUACUAGAUAUGUUGAUCGAAUUCAGGAACACCAUGAAUUGAG
This is a messenger RNA of Aaosphaeria arxii CBS 175.79, 1090 nucleotides long. RefSeq lists its product as uncharacterized. The transcript is spliced from 3 exons. Bases 13 to 954 code for a protein of 313 amino acids. The record is from RefSeq and is a predicted model, not a curated record. NCBI's taxonomy places the organism in Eukaryota, Fungi, Ascomycota, Dothideomycetes, Pleosporales.